GGAUGAGAUCUCAACAUGAAGAACUCUAAUAGCUCUUUGGAGUUCUUACCUACAACGUUCAUUCUGACUGGCAUCCCAGGGCUGGAGGCAGAGCACCUCUGGAUAUCCAUCCCCUUCUGCCUGAUGUACAUUAUCAUCUUCCUUGGGAAUGGCACCAUCCUUCAUGUCAUCAGAACAGACACUGCCCUACACCAGCCCAUGUACCUCCUUCUUGCCAUGUUGGCACUGGCUGAGGUUGGUGUCUCUGCAUCUACUCUGCCUACGGUGCUAGGCAUCUUCCUUUUUGGCAUCACUGAGAUUAGUUUUGAUGUAUGCCUUUUUCAGAUGUUUUUCGUCCAUUCGUUCUCCAUUAUGGAGUCAGCUGUGUUGCUGGCCAUGUCUGUGGACCAAUUUGUGGCCAUCUAUAGCCCACUGCGCUAUACAGCCAUUCUAACCCUGCCCCGUAUCUUUGGCACAGGAGCUGUCAUGGGGCUGAAAAGCAUUAUGCUCAUGGCCCCAUUGCCCAUGCUGUUAAGGCACCUGCCCUUCUGUGGCCACAACGUCCUCUCCCAUUCCUAUUGCCUCCACCCCAACCUUAUCCAUCUACCUUGCGGGGACAUUUCUAUCAACAAUAUCUAUGGGCUUUUCAUUGUUACCUCCACUUUUGGGCUGGAUUCACUGCUUAUUGUCAUCUCCUAUGGGCUCAUACUCCACACUGUACUGAGUAUCACCACUGGGGAGGGGCGGAGGAAGGCACUCAACACAUGUGGCUCACAUAUCUGUGCUGUGCUCGCUUACUAUGUGCUUAUGAUUGGCUUAUCUAUGGUGCACCGCUUUGGACACCACGUGUCCCCUUGGCUGCAUGCUAUGAUAGCCAAUGCUUAUCUCUUCUUCCCACCUGUUGUCAACCCCAUUGUCUACAGCAUUAAGACCAAGGAGAUCCAUCGUGGCAUUGUCCGAAUGUUCUCAGAGAAAAGAGCCAGAGUUUAGA
Messenger RNA from Panthera uncia (snow leopard), 970 nucleotides. Its product is annotated as olfactory receptor 51J1-like. Gene Ontology annotation, biological process: G protein-coupled receptor signaling pathway. The record is from RefSeq and is a predicted model, not a curated record. Gene Ontology annotation, molecular function: G protein-coupled receptor activity; olfactory receptor activity. The transcript has a single exon. Bases 16 to 969 code for a protein of 317 amino acids. Lineage: Eukaryota; Metazoa; Chordata; Mammalia; Carnivora; Felidae. Gene Ontology annotation, cellular component: membrane.